ACUACUACUACUACUACUACUACUACUACUACUACUACUACUACUACUACUACUACUACUACUACUACUACUACUACUACUACUACUACUAAAUUUGGUUUCGUAGUCUAG
Molecule: messenger RNA, 111 nt
Organism: Aspergillus niger
Lineage: Eukaryota; Fungi; Ascomycota; Eurotiomycetes; Eurotiales; Aspergillaceae
Exons: 1
Source: RefSeq, a predicted model, not a curated record